Molecule: messenger RNA, 4541 nt
Organism: Schistosoma spindalis
Lineage: Eukaryota; Metazoa; Platyhelminthes; Trematoda; Strigeidida; Schistosomatidae
Source: the annotation of a GenBank genome assembly
AGUGGUAAGGGUUGGCACACUUAUUGACAUUAUUGCGCAUGUUGGCAAGUGUGGUCUCAUGAGUGAUCAGACAUCUCUGCCGUAUCCAGGUAUAUUUAACUUAAAUAUUAAUAACAGGUCAACCGACGCUCAGCACAUGGCAAUGUCUUACUAUCCUCAAACAGGUGCACGCUUAGAAAGUGUAGGCGUACCUGCCCCUACCCCGUUCUAUUCUCUCCGCCAUCCGGAUCAACUCCCUCGGUUUUUUUGCGGUGGUAUGACACAAGCUCCAUUUCUUUGCAUGCCUGUCUCCGACGUUCAGCCGCAUGAUCACAUGGGUGUCGCUGCGCACACUGACUGCGCUCAGUACCAACAUGCUUUUUACAACCCUCUUAUCCCUGCUAUCCAGACAACCCCCAACCAGGCAAGCGGAAACCAGCCGCUUAAUACUGCGCUACCUAAGCCAAUCCGUGAAAAGAAACCAUUAAGUGUGUUUGAUCCCAUAACAAAAUCAGAAGUCAAUCUAGAAGAAGCAUCAAAAAUCCCUUCUGAAUCACGCAAGAAAGAACCAUUACUUAUACAACCUAAGGCAGAUGAAUCACCACCCAUAUCUCAAACAAAAGACGAAAGCGAAAAGCCUGUUUGCACUGAGUAUAAUGAUGAAGGUAUAUCAAGCGUAGAGACGUCACAAGGAGAUGCCCCACCUAAAGAAAGUGUGGGCUCAGACGACUUGUGUAAUGAGGUCCUUGAGCAUGUCAAGUCACUAGAUGAACGCUUGUCACAAGAAGACGAAACCGAGUGGGAAGGUGCAAAAGAAGAGGAGGCAAAAGAGGAGACGAUAGACAGACAAAGAUAUCAACGUGACUUCAUUCUUUCUUGUAAAGCAUCAGGCGCUGUAUUGUCGUUAGAUAACUAUAGGGAUAUCAUGAAUAGCUUUGCAAAUAUCAAAAGGACUCGCAAUCAAUCUAAUUAUAUGCACAAAGGCCGAGUUAUCGAAAUACCCACAACUAUUACUAUCAAACGUGUUGAAGGUGCUUUCGUCCCAUCAAAACUUGUUAAUCACGGAGCCAAUAAUGUAACAGAUAACUCAAAGGAGGUCGCUCGAGAGCUAAAUAUGAUUUUGAACCGUGUUUCGGCUAGCAACUUAGAAGUAACUAUCAGUGAUAUUGAGAAACUUAACAUUUCAACCCCCGAAGAUCUCAGUCUAUUGGCAAGAACGAUUUUCCAAAAAGUUAUCAGGCAGUCAAAAUACAGUAAAGUUUUCGCGAAUUUAUGUAAAGACCUAAAAGGGUUUGAAGUACAAGGUUCAGAACGCUUUCCAGUGUUAAUUCUACAACAAACACAAGAGCUGUUCAACAAACCAUUGGAUGUGCUGAUAACUGAAUUAAACGCCACCAUUGAUGCUAAAAUUGCAGCAGCCAAGGAUGAAUCAAUAAAACGGAUGCUUGAAGAUGACCGGGAAACAAACAUACAAAAGACAACAGAUUCUUACUAUGGAAAUAUGACGUUCAUUGCUGAACUCUAUCUUGUUGGAUGUAUUCCAAUCAAGACUAUGACUGAAUGUCUGAAAAAAUUGAAAGAUUCUUCAGCUCCCGAAGCGUUAACCUCUCUCAUAAUUCUUCUAAAUAUAUGUGGCAGUAAUCUUGAAAAAAAUUCUAAGUCUGUUUUGGAUCAGUGCUUCAAGCGACUCGAACAGUUAAAAGAUUCGAAAAACAUUGAGACGCAUCAAAUUUUCAAAGUACGGGAGUUAGUGGAAUUACGUUCGCGUGAUUGGAAAUCUGCUAAUAUUACCCAACCUCAACCACAAAUAGAUACUUCUAGACGAAAUAUAGAUGAUAAACUAAAGCGGAACUUCAUUCAGUUAGAUACAAAACGUAAAUCUGUUCAGUCAGUGAAUCCCUUAACGCCUUCCAGUUUAGCUGUUACUCCACAGUCCUACGAUUCCCGAAAACUUGGUCCAACUGUGGCUAAUUGGAGUCAAGGUAGUGGUUUACUACGGCCUUCUGAAGAUAACCAUUCAAAACGCAAUCAACACUCAGUACACUCUCGUGAAUCAUCCCCACGUGUCCCUGUGGGACCACAGGGUGCAUGGGCUCGUCCUCUGCCGGUAGGACAAAAAGUAAAAGAAAAUGAUUAUGAAUCAAUGUUUGAGGAAACGAAGGGUUCUGCUCGUUCAAUAGUGGAUACGGUUUCAAGGUCGGAUGAUGAAUGUCAUUGUACUAUUGUCAAGUGUGAGCCUGAAAAACGUUCAGCUUUACUUCACAAUGUAUUUGAGCUUCUAAUGGACUGCAACUCAAAAAAGCGAAAUGAAGUUGGUCGCUUUUGUGUAGAUAUGCUUCAUAAAGGAAUCCUUACAGAAAAUAAUAUUAUUACAUCAUGUGAAAACUUCUUCAAAUUAUGCGAUGGUGAUUGGAUUUCAGAUUAUCCACAGGGUUGGCUUUACGUUGCAGAAAUCCUUCAUCAUCUUAUACGUGGUGAAUCCGAUUAUAUGACAACUCUUCUGCGGUCAGUUGAGUCUAUCCGAUCUGAUAACCGAGCUGCUGAAUUGGUGGCAGACUGUAUUAAACUAAGUAAAGCAUCUACCAGUGUUGAGCAACUUGUAAAAAAACUUCAAGGCUGUGGCUUUAUGUGGGACAAACUUGGUGUUACAGGAAGCAAAACAUGGGACUUUGUUUAUGAGCGGUCCAUAGAGUUCACCAUAAUUGGUGUUUAUAUUUACGAAUCUGGAAAACUCAAUGAGCUUAAUGAACUAACUACGAACCGUUCGUCUCCUGAUAAAAUUUCCAGUUAUUUUAAUACGCUAUCUCAACAUAAGCUGUCUAAAUGGUUUAUGCAAUCGAUCAUGCCAAUUUUGCUAAGAUCUCCAGGUUUGUCAGUUUUUACUGUCAUCGGUUGGUUUUAAAACCUUAUACUGAAUUUUCUUGUUGCAGUCUAAAUAUGGGUUUAUGGUAUCAUAUUGAAAUAAAAAAACUAUAUGUUAGAUUAACCUUGUUAAAUCUAAAUGUACUAUAGUUAACCUCAGAAUUGUCCAUGUAAAUAAAUUCAUUUUUGAAUAUUUCAAAGCAGUUGCAAUUCCAGGGAAUUUAAAAAUUAGCUCUUUGCAAAAAAUCUUCAAUUUUUGAAAAAGAUAACUGAUUCUUGUCUGUAUUCGUAUGUGAUGUCGGAUGGUGCACACAAUAUCCUUAAAUUGUAAUCAGCUUUUAAGAUUGUCUUUUUAUGUCUUUAUGUGUUAGUUUAUUUUAUGUGUAUUGAUGAUCAUUAUUUUUUACUUUUUGUACAGAUCAAUCAAAAACGAAGAUAGAUUCGUUUGUGAUGUCCCUCGGUAUUUUGGUUGACCACAAGCCUGAUAGAGAGCUUCACAUUCUAAAUGGCUUUCAAGAUCCGUCAUCGAAUCAAGCUCUUAUCGGGUCAUGGCUUACUUCGCUCGUUGAAAAGAAAGUGAUAUCGGCAGACGCUUUAUCACAAUGGAAAAAAAGUGAUAAUGAUGGUUCUGUAGCCAAAAUUCUCUCCGGUAUCCCUGAGUUAAGGAACUUAUAGAGGUUUAUUUUAUCUUUUGAUAAUUCUUUUUAUAAGAGCAGAUUUUUAUCUAAAUUGCUCACAUAAGACAAUGCUUAGUUAUUGCUGAAGUAAUUAAAUUAAUUCAAAGCAACUAUAAGUUAUCUUAUCAGUUGACCUGAAUAUAAACAUAAUCACUGACUCAAUUCACACCGUAAUUAGCGUAAUGCUGUACAAUAUUAGAUAUCAACUGAGACAUGCAACGUAAGCGUGUUGUUGUAAUAGAAACAAAAUAAGAAUUUAUGAAUAGCUUUUGUUUCCAGCCUUAUCAUAAACAUGUCAGUUUUAAUCUUCUUAUACUUCUCUUGUUCUCUUUGUACACAACUAUUUUUAACACUAAUACUGCCGCAAUGGAAGUCAUAAUUAUAAUACAUUCUAUUAGUUUUGUUGAUUUCUUCUUGAAAUGCACAUGUAUUUCCAUCGGUUAUUGAUAAUUUGUGAUUGCCUUGAUCAAUUUUAAUAACUUCGUCCUUGAUUACUGUGAACAAGAUAAAUCCUUGAGCACGUUUUAACUAUGCUUUCACCUGUACUGUCUCUCUUAUUUGCUGCGCAAUUUAAUGACAACCACUUCUACUAAUGUAUAAAAUACCAGUAGAAGAUACAUACAUAUAUAUAAACCCUUUAUUUUUUUGUAUUUAAAUUGUCCUGUUUCACUUGUUUAUAUCCCUCUUCUGAUAGUUAUCAUUCUUUGCACAAUAUUAAAUCCGGGCUUUUAAAUGGCGUGAUUGACUGUGAAUAUUCUUUCCUAAUUGUAAAGUUUGGCCAUAAAACUUUGUGCGCUGUAAUUUAGUGUUGGGUUUUCGGUUCUUCCAAUUAUUCUAUUGCGUGUUUGUUUUCUUUCGUGUGUUUUGCCUACUUGUAAGGUGUUUUCUUGUGUGUAGAUUUUUCAAUCUCCUUCAAAUAUCCAAUUCAUACUAUUAAUUAAAAACAUUGCCUACCCUACUAACUCAAACGCACUUUGUAUAAAAAAUGUACCUUCGAAUUAUGAAAUGUGUUUACCUUGGUUU